Osmerus eperlanus (European smelt) is the source of this 5234-nucleotide messenger RNA. RefSeq names its product mitogen-activated protein kinase kinase kinase 19 (gene map3k19). Gene Ontology annotation, molecular function: protein kinase activity; ATP binding. The transcript has 8 exons. NCBI's taxonomy places the organism in Eukaryota, Metazoa, Chordata, Actinopteri, Osmeriformes, Osmeridae. The record is from RefSeq and is a predicted model, not a curated record. Gene Ontology annotation, biological process: protein phosphorylation. Bases 167 to 3610 code for a protein of 1147 amino acids.
AGAUGCACCGCAGCCCUGCUCAGAGAGAGAGGGGAGAGAAGAGAGGUGGAUAAGAUACACACACUCUGUCUCUGUGUCAUAUAAGCUGGGUAUACUAAGAUGAGGGUGGACUGGACAGACUGGCUCAGGAACAGAUAAGGGAACCCCACUCUGUUUCCGGGGCGCCAUGGAAACCCUGAGAGACCUGAGGCAAGCCUACCAGGAUGUGGGGAAGGGGAGCAGCCAAAGUGGUUCCUUACCCGGCUUGUGGACGGACAGAAGCCGCCAUUUGGACAGAUUGGCUACAUUGGACCCCUCUCUGGCUUCCCCUGGCCCGUUGAGAACCACAGGAACAGCCUGCCUUCUUGUGCCCCCCAAACCCAGGGGCAGGAGUGAGUCGGUGGCAGUCCACAGCCUGGCUGCUCCUCAGCCCAGCCAGCUCAGCCAAUCUGCCCCCAGCCUCAUGGAGCCUCUCAUGGACCCAAACUCACUGCUCCAGGCCCGCGCACACAUCCAAACACGUCUUGUUGGGUGUAGUGAAACAGAGAGAAGUUUUCAAGGUCGAAAGGGCUCAUUGCCUUCCCUGCACCCAACAUGCUCCAUGCCAAGAACCCCUAAGCACCUGGCCCCUCUGGAGGGGAGGCAAGGAGACCGAGCAGCCCUCCCCAGGCUCAGGCACCCUCCUCCCCUGAAGCCUAUCAGCCUGACCCCUUUGAGCUCCAGGGCCAGACUGAGGAGGGACAGGCUCUCCUGGGCAGGUGUCCGGGGACCUCCGGCCACCAGGGGGGGUAGCGAGGAGAGCAGCUCAAGCAGCACCAGCAGCCACAGCUCCAUCGACCUGGAGGAGGAUAUAGACGAUGGUGAUUUGCUCAAGUCCCCAUUGGGACAGUCAGGACAGAAUAUCAAAAACAUAAUGCACUUGCAGAGUGACAAAGUUCACAGUCAGACUAGAGGGCCAUUGGUGAUUCAGCGGGGCACCACUGAACACAUCUAUCACAGAGAGCCAGUCAAAUGUCCCUCUGUAGAGAGACAGACAGUACAAACCAGUAAAUCUGUGAAUGAGAUAAGGCCCAGUCAUUCUUCAGACCUCGAGGCACACAAUGAUGUAAAGGAUGAACCAGGAGUUAUGGUGCAGGAACUGAUAAAGAAGACUUCCCAGAAUACGUCAAGAGAACUGACAUCAGAUCAGCCACCAGUCAUAACAUCCCCAGCACUUGAAACACAUAAGGGAUGCAGAGAAGUCCAGAUCAUGGAGGACAAUUGCAAGGUCAGCACAGUGGACACCCAGCAUCCGUGUCUUCCUGCUACGGUGAACAUCACUCUGACAGAGGAGAAGAUGAAGCCCGUCAAGCAUGUCAAGAUCAAAGAAAGAAGAGGCAGCACUAGUUUGCAAACGAACCAGUCUUUUAACGUACUAGCCCGCAAAGACCAUGCACGAGGACGAGCCAAGUCCAAAAGCAACCUGAGAACUUCCUCUGUUCCCUCCCUAAUCAAAGCCAAGGUCAGACACACUCCUGAUCUCGUCGUCUGUGGGGAGGCAACAGAAAACCCAGUCAAAUCCAGAUCCGGUUCUUCCAUGGCUGGUCCAAAAAUCAUGGACACUUCCAGCUCACUCCAGCGCAAGAGGGUUAUCGAGCCCCCAAGGCCUUGCAUCAAAAGAUCAAAUCUUGAGAAGAGGACGUUAAACAAUAAAAAGGUGUCCACUCAGAAGCAGGCAGCCCCAGGGGAGCCUAAGAGUGUCAGGCAGCCUAAGAAGCCAGGGACCCUGGGGACACCCAGAGCCAAGUCUGCGGUGGACUACAUACCUUACAGUGACAUGUUCAAGGAGAUCCACAGUGGAGACGAGGGGCCGGCCAUCUAUGAGAUGUUUGCAGGCCCCGUCUACGACAACCUCCGAGUGUCCAGCUCAUGUGAAAGGUGCAGAACAGUUCAGUCCGCCCCCCCUAAGAAGACCCCAACACACAGAGCAAAGUACAAAUACCCCAAGAAACCACUUGAGGCCAGCAGACGGAAGAAAAGCCCGGUAGAAAAGCUGAUUUCUUGCAAAGGUAAACAGAGGGCCAUGCUGCCCAGAGCGGAGCCUCCCACAACACCGGCUUCCCCUGAAGAAACUGGCAUUGAGGUGGCUGCGUCUGGCCAGGACUGGCUUAUCCAGCCCAACAGGAACGAAAUAAACCCGAGUGAGGACGAUGAUGACGUGAGGAAUUCUCCAAACACAGCAGAGCUGCAGGUGGACGACCACACAUUGUCCGUUAUUGAGGAAGUUCUGUCCAGCUUCAGCUCUAAGACGCUCACUCCAAACUGCAAUCGACGGGGUAAGACCGCUCCCCCUCCGUCAGGAAAAAGCAGCCACACAAACAGAAACAACAGUGAGGAGGCAUCAGACACUGAUGAUGAGGGUCUCUAUGUCUGGGAAUAUAUGAGAGGGAAGCUGUCAGAGAGUGACAACGAUGAUAACAGAAAGAGUGCACGACACCUGGACCAUCCUGUACCUAUUCCCUCAGCCAGCCCGGUGCAGCCCAAGAUCAACACAUGGACCUCCGGCAGCUGUGACGGGACUAUGUCCCCCGUGUUCCAGAAGUUUCUGGACGAAGCAGGGAAGGGGCCUCUGACAGACGAGCUGCUGAGGUGCCUCGCAGAAGAGUUGAUCUCAUUGGAUGAGGGGGACGCGUCAGAGAACUACGAUUCACAUAGGAGAGAACUCAGAGAUCACCCUGCUCACAGAGAGGAGAAAUUAUUAGUGGGGGAUGCAACAUCACCUGAGGUAGCGCUCAGUGGGUCAGGAGAGGUAAUGGAUGAUGCCAUCACCUGGACGAAGGGGGAAGUGCUGGGAAGAGGAGCGUAUGGGACGGUGUACUGCGGGCUGACCAGCCAUGGGCAGCUGAUCGCUGUGAAGCAGGUGACCCUGGAUGUUGCCGACCCUGAAACAGCAGACAAGGAAUACAAGCGCCUACAGGAGGAAGUGGAUCUGCUCAAAACCCUGCGGCACCACAACAUCGUGGGCUAUCUAGGCACCUUGCUGAGGCAACACGUGGUCAGCAUCUUCAUGGAGUACGUUCCCGGGGGGUCCAUUGCCAGCAUUCUCCACCGGUUCGGCCCUCUGCCUGAGCGGGUACUGGCCCUGUACACCCAGCAGAUCCUGGAGGGCGUGUCCUUCCUGCACCUCAACCGAGUCAUCCACCGGGACCUGAAGGGCAACAACGUCAUGUUGAUGCCCACGGGCGUGGUCAAGCUCAUUGACUUUGGCUGCGCUCGGCGUCUCAGCUGCCUCAAUCACAGCGCAAGUCGCAGCGAGCUGCUCAAGUCCGUCCACGGCACCCCCUACUGGAUGGCACCGGAGGUGAUCAACGAGAGCGGCCAUGGCAGGAAGUCCGACAUCUGGAGCGUGGGCUGCACCGUGUUCGAGAUGGCAACUGGGAAGCCCCCACUGUCACACAUGGACAAGAUGGCCGCCCUCUUCUAUAUAGGGGCACGGAGGGGGCUGAUGCCCUCCCUGCCUGAUGGCUUCUCAAAAGAGGCCAGGGACUUCGUACAAGUGUGCCUGACCAGUGAUCAGAAGCUAAGACCCACUGCAGAACAACUACUGGAACAUGCCUUCAUCCCCAAGGAGAGAGGACUCAGCCUCAGAUGAAGCGAGCGUUCUGCCACUUCUACAUGAGUGUACUCUUCUGGCCCUUGUUUAGCAUACACGCUCCUCCUGUGGAACAGGCGCAGGGGGAACAUUAUGGUCUGGACAACGUGCACAGGUUAGGAUGACUCACUCCAGAUGCAGACAUAGAAGGAAGUUCUCUGAGGAUGUGUAUCCUAUUGGUAACAUGUUCUUUAUUAAUGAAGUGCCAUUCUGAAUUACCUAUCAACAACGAAUGUAAAUAUGGACUUGAACGUCUCGUGUAGUGUCACAUUUAAAAUAUAGCAGUAUGUUGCAGCCACAACAUAUGGCCGAGGACAUAAAUAGGUGGGUCUUCUGCUUUCACAAUCACUUCACAUACAUGUUUAUGGUAGCAGUGACACCAAAAACACACACGUCUAUCAUAUAGUUAAGGUAGUGAGAACCUUUUAAGAUUUAUUUGUAGAAUUGAAAUGAAAAAAGAAACAAAAACAACUGUAUGUCAAGAUCUGCUCUUGCUCUUAUUAUGAAACCAGUCAUCUUGACAACACGCGAGAGUUGACACACUACCAGCGGUGAAGGGGAACAUACUGUGUUGUCUUGGUUACUGCACGCUGAAAUAAAGGACUAAACAGUCUGGAACUGAACAGAGAGGCUACGUCGCGUCUACAUCUUCCGCACAGUAGGAAAUUAACGUGGAAAACUGCAUAAGCGCCCCGGUAUCAACAACACUGGUGGGGCUUUUAUUGAACCCGGCACCAGGCCUUCCACUGCGUUUCAACGGACAUGGAUGUACGGUCCUACUACGGCCCAACAGGACUGACAGCACUGUUCAGCAUCUAGGGGAUACAGCGCCAAGCCAACAACAAGUUUAAAUGCACUUCACAGCAAAGGUUAUGUAAACUUUUAUAGAUUAUAGUCCUCUUCUCGUGUCUUUUUUUUUUCUUUUUCUUGGAGGCACAACCUUUGGCAUCCAGCUUAAGGUCUUCUCGGAGGUCCGGAAAAAAUUAAACAUAACUCGUACAAAUUUGCAUGGCCUCUGACAACAUGCCAGGUGUGUUGGUUUGUAGGAGCCUUGACUUCCCUACGGGUGGGAAUGGGGGGGGGGGGGGGGGGGUGGGGGGGGGGGGGGGUCGGUAGAUCCCCUCCCCCUGGCAGCCAAGCCAAGUACAGGCUCAAAGCACAUCACUGGAAUGCUGCAGUCAGAAUCACCUGAUGAUGCUGGACUUCCUACAUCCUUACAAUAGUCUUUUUCUAUGUUUUCAUAUAUAAUAUCUUGUUAUAAUUACAAGCAGCUCCAAACCUGAGUAUUUAUGGUAUAGCUUUUUAAACAUACAAAAAUGUAUGUACAUUUAUCUCCACUUUCUGUAAACAGUCAGCAUUCUGCUUUAUCCCUUUGAUGAUUGAAACAUGCAGAUCAUACAUACAGUAUUGAGUAUAAAACAAAAGGAGAGAGACUCAUUCCAGAAAAAAAAACAUUACUAAAAAUAUCCAGCCUUCAUUAGCAUCCAUGUUAGGACCACCGGUCGCGACAGAAUCAAACCUCUCUUACACCUUGCAGAGGUAACGCCCGUUUCAUCACCACAGUGUGUUAAGUUGUGGAAAUUGUGUUUAAAUGACCAUUAAAACAACGGAAACAGAAACAUAA